GCCUCACAGCCGGGGCCUGCUUGUCUCUCCAGCUUGCUGGCUGGCCACACUACACGGUGGAUUGAAGGCCACAGGUCAGAGGCGGACACACUCGCUGCAGCCGUCUCCUUGCCUUCCUGGACAUGGGAGGUGCUGCCGUGGACGAGGGCCCCUCCGGCGUCAAAGCCCCAGAUGGCGGCUGGGGCUGGGCUGUGCUCUUUGGCUGUUUUGUCAUCACCGGCUUCUCCUACGCCUUCCCCAAGGCCGUCAGCGUCUUCUUCAAGGAGCUCAUGCGGGAGUUUGGCAUCGGCUAUAGCGACACGGCCUGGAUCUCCUCCAUCCUGCUGGCCAUGCUCUAUGGCACAGGCCCGCUCUGCAGCGUGUGUGUGAACCGCUUCGGGUGCCGGCCAGUCAUGCUGGUGGGGGGCCUCUUCGCCGCCCUGGGCAUGGUGGCCGCCUCCUUCUGCAGAAGCAUCAUCCAGGUCUACCUCACCACGGGCGUCAUCACCGGCCUGGGCCUGGCCCUUAAUUUCCAGCCUUCCCUCAUUAUGCUCAACCGCUACUUCAGCAAACGGCGCCCUCUGGCCAACGGGCUGGCCGCGGCCGGCAGCCCCGUGUUCCUGUGUGCGCUGUCUCCGCUGGGCCAGGUGCUCCAGGACCACUAUGGCUGGCGGGGCGGCUUCCUCAUCCUAGGCGGCCUGCUGCUCAACUGCUGCGUGUGCGCUGCGCUCAUGCGGCCGCUCCUGGCGCCCCGGCCGAGUGGGGGCCCCCAGCCCUCGCGCCAGCCACGGCGGCUGCUGGACCUGAGCGUCUUCCGGGACCCGGGCUUCGUCGUCUACGCGGUGGCCGCCUCCAUCAUGGUGCUGGGUCUCUUUGUGCCCCCGGUAUUUGUGGUGAGCUACGCCAAGGACCUGGGUGUGCCGGAUACCAAGGCGGCCUUCCUGCUCACCAUCCUGGGCUUCAUUGACAUCUUCGCCCGGCCCACCGCCGGCUUCAUCACCGGCCUCCAGAAGGUGCGGCCCUACUCCGUGUACCUCUUCAGCUUUGCCAUGUUCUUCAACGGCUUCACCGACCUGACGGGCUCCACGGCCAGCGACUACGGAGGCCUGGUGGUCUUCUGCAUCUUCUUCGGCAUCUCCUACGGCAUGGUGGGGGCGCUGCAGUUUGAGGUACUCAUGGCCAUCGUGGGCACCGAGAAGUUCUCCAGUGCCAUCGGGCUCGUGCUGCUGAUGGAGGCGGUGGCAGUGCUCAUCGGACCCCCGUCCGGCGGCAAGCUGCUGGACGCGACGUGCGUGUACAAGUACGUGUUCAUCCUGGCGGGCGCCGAGGUGCUGGCCUCCUCCCUGGUGCUGCUGCUGGGGAACGUCUGCCUGGGGAAGCGUCGCCAGGCGGCGCUGCCGCCCGCCGAGGACAAGCUCCACCAGCCCCCCGCGGACUUGAGGGUGGACUCGCAGGAGGUGGAACACUUCCUGAAGGCGGAGCCUGAGAAGAACGGGGAGGUGGUUCACACCCCAGAGACCAGCGUGUGAAUGCCCGGCCGGGCAGGCAGGGAGCAGGGACGAGGUACAGAGACUGGCAACGCUCAUAUUUAUUUCACCAACAGGACCAGCUGAGGCGGGGCCAUCGGCUCGGCUCUGGCUGCCUGGUCAGCGGGUCAGUGUUUUACGGGGGGAGGUGGCGGGGUGGGAACCGUGUCAUUCCAAAGUGGAUCUGCGGUGAAGCCAAGCCCCGGUUACUAGCUGCCCCUGCCAGGGACCCGGCCUGCCAGCCUUGUGCAGCCUGCACCCCCACCCCCACCCCUGUGGCCAAGGACCUGGAAACCCACACUUUGGAGACAACACGACUUUAAUGCGAGCGUGGGGCUGGGGGAGGCUGAAGGGCGGCACUGCACUGCCCAGGACCCUUCCUCACGCCCCCCUACCCCACCGCGCCCGCCCCUCUUGGCUCCUUCCGCCCGAGAAGGUGGAAGGAGUCUCAGGAACGCGUCCCGGGAGCUGUCUGCUGUGCUGUGCUGUGCUGCUGUGCUGUGCUGGUCCCACCCCCACUAAGAAACAACCUGGUUACUAGA
Dipodomys spectabilis (banner-tailed kangaroo rat) is the source of this 2047-nucleotide messenger RNA. RefSeq names its product solute carrier family 16 member 3 (gene Slc16a3). Gene Ontology annotation, cellular component: membrane. Gene Ontology annotation, molecular function: monocarboxylic acid transmembrane transporter activity. Gene Ontology annotation, biological process: transmembrane transport; monocarboxylic acid transport. Lineage: Eukaryota; Metazoa; Chordata; Mammalia; Rodentia; Heteromyidae. The record is from RefSeq and is a predicted model, not a curated record. The transcript has 5 exons. The coding region runs from base 123 to 1508 and encodes 461 amino acids.